Esox lucius (northern pike) is the source of this 5526-nucleotide messenger RNA. RefSeq names its product calsyntenin 1 (gene clstn1). Gene Ontology annotation, molecular function: X11-like protein binding; kinesin binding; amyloid-beta binding. Lineage: Eukaryota; Metazoa; Chordata; Actinopteri; Esociformes; Esocidae. Gene Ontology annotation, cellular component: postsynaptic membrane; cell surface. Gene Ontology annotation, biological process: positive regulation of synaptic transmission; homophilic cell-cell adhesion; positive regulation of synapse assembly. The transcript has 19 exons. The coding region runs from base 216 to 3155 and encodes 979 amino acids. The record is from RefSeq and is a predicted model, not a curated record.
UCACUAGCCAUAGGUCCAGUUGGAUACGGCUGCAAAACUGCGAGAGAGCAGCGAUUGAACGGAAUAGCAGAACAGCGCUAGCGGCGGCCAUUUUAUGACUGUCACGAUUGCCCAAAAUAUCUUCAGGAUUUUUUCUUGGGAGACAUAGCCUAUAUUUUAUUAUAGGCGACCAUAUAAGGUGGUUUUAUUUUCACGUGUUUUAAUUCGUAUUCGGGAUGCAGUUACGAAAGUACAAACAUUUUGCAUCCGUUGUCGGACUUGUUCUCGGAGUAUUAUGUGCGGUGGAGGCAGCUAAAGUAAAUAAGCAUAAACCAUGGAUUGAGACGACGUACCAUGGCAUUGUAACAGAAAAUGACGACAAAGUACUGCUGGACCCUCCACUGAUUGCCCUGGACAAAGAUGCUCCACUUCGUUACGCAGAAAGUUUUGAGGUGACCUUCACCAAAGAAGGUGAGAUUUGCGGCUUCAGGAUCCACGGACAGAAUGUCCCCUUUGAGGCGGUGGUCCUGGACAAGUCUACGGGCGAGGGAGUCAUUCGGGCCAAGGACAAGCUGGACUGUGAACUCCAAAAAGAGCACACCUUCACUAUCCAGGCGUAUGACUGUGGAGAGGGCCCAGAUGGAGAAAACAUGAAGAAAUCCCACAAGGCCACCGUCCACAUCCAAGUGAGCGACGUCAAUGAGUAUUCACCAGUGUUCAAGGAGAAGUCCUACAAAGCCACUGUCAUUGAGGGCAAGAAGUAUGACAGCAUCUUGAAGGUGGAGGCAGUGGAUGCUGACUGCUCGUUCCAGUUCAGCCAGAUCUGCAGCUAUGAGAUUGUCACACCAGAUGUGCCCUUCACAGUCGACAAGGACGGCUUUAUCAAGAACACAGAGAAGCUGAACUACAGCAAAGAGCGCAUGUACAAACUGACUGUGACCGCCUAUGACUGUGGGAAGAACCGUGCCUCAGAAGAUGUCCUAGUCAAGAUCAAUAUUAAGCCCACCUGCAAGCCUGGCUGGCAAGGCUUUAAUAAGAGGAUUGAGUAUGAACCUGGCACAGGAAGUCUGGCACUUUUCCCCAGCAUGCAUUUGGAUACCUGCGAGGAGCCAAUCACCUCCAUUCAGGCCAAUAUCGAGCUAGAGACCAGUCAUAUUGGAAAGGGCUGUGACCGAGAUACCUACUCUGAAAAGUCCUUGCAUAAGCUGUGUGGUGCCAGUACUGACACAGUGGAAUUACUGCCUGCGCCCAGCAGCUCUGCGAACUGGACAGUCGGUCUGCCUACAGAUAACGGGCAUGACAGUGACCAGGUGUUUGAGUUCAACGGCACUCAAGCCAUUAAGGUGCCCGAGGGUGUGGUGAGACUCACCUUGAAGGAGCCCUUCACCAUUUCUGUGUGGAUGAGGCAUGGCCCCGGGACCAGGGAGAAGGAAACCAUCCUCUGUAACUCGGACAAGUCAGAUAUGAACCGACACCACUACUCGCUCUACGUCCACAACUGUCGUCUCGUCCUGCUGCUGCGACAGGACCCUGAGGAGACAGACAACUAUAAACCAGCUGAGUUCCACUGGAAACUGGACCAGGUGUGUGACAAAGAGUGGCACCACUACUUGCUGAAUGUGGAGUUCCCCUCUGUGGCUCUCUUUGUGGACGGUGCCACCUUUGAGCCCUUCCUGGUCACGGAAGACUAUCCGCUGCACUCCACCAAGAUUGACACGCAGCUCACCGUCGGGGCCUGCUGGCAAGAAAACUCAGGACAUGACAAUGAGACAGUAUCUGAACCUUCCACAGGGGGUAAUUCCCGCAUGUCCCAGUUUUUCCAUGGGAAUCUGGCCGGCCUGAUGAUCCGCUCGGGAAAGCUGGAGAACAAGAAGGUCAUCGACUGCCUGUACACCUGCAAGGAAGGCCUGGAUGUGCAGCUACCAGAGGAGGUAGCCUCAACUGUCAAGGUGGAGUUCAACCCCAACCAGUCAUCACUUACUGUGGAAGGUGAUGACAUUGAGGCUUUCGACAAGGUCAUGCAGCACAUCUCUUACCUGAACUCACGCCAGUUCCCCACCCCUGGCAUUCGACACCUCCGCGUCUCCACCACUGUCAAGUGUUUCAAUGAAGAGACCUGCAUCUCGGUGCCAGACGCAGAGGGAUACGUGAUGGUGCUGCAGCCUGAGGAGCCCAAGAUCAGCCUUAGUGGCAUUGAUCACUUUGCCCGUGGCGCUGCCGAGUUCGAGAGCCCUGAGGGUGUGACACUCUUCCCUGAACUACGCAUCGUUAGCACCAUCACCCGGGAGGUUGAGGUUGAUGCAGAGCCCGAGGCCUCAGAGGGUGCAGAGGAUGACCCCACAGUUCAAGAGACGGUGGUGUCCGAGGAGAUCAUGCACAACUUGGACACAUGUGAGGUGACGGCGAUGGGCGAGGAGCUUGAUGGAGAGCACGAGACCUUGGAGUUGGACCAGUCCCAAGUCCAACAGCAUGGCCUGGAGAUUACCUCCUCCAACCUGGGCCUAGUCCUGACAGGCGUCAACACAAUGGCCAACUAUGAGCAGGUCUUGCACCUGAUUCGUUAUAAGAACUGGCACACGGAGGCACUAUUUGACAGGAAGUUCAAACUGGUCUGCUCAGAACUCAACGGCCGGUACAUCAGCAACGACUUCCGGGUUGAGGUCAACGUGAUCCAUACUGCAAAUCCCAUGGACCAUGCUAACAAUGCAAUGGUGCAGCCUAACUUCAUUAACCCAGUGCACCACGCCUCUGUGGACCUGUCUGGACACAACCUAGUCAAUGCUCAUCAGGCCUCAGUGGUCCCCAGUGCUGCCACCAUUGUCAUUGUGGUUUGUGUCAGCUUCCUGGUGUUCAUGAUCAUCCUGGGGGUGUUCCGUAUCCGAUCGGCUCACCAGCGCACCAUCAGGGAUACAGAGGGUGGCAAGGAGAAUGAGAUGGACUGGGACGACUCUGCCCUCACCAUAACCGUCAACCCCAUGGAGACUUAUGAGGACCAGCACAGCAGUGAGGAGGAGGAGGAAGAGGAGGAGGAAAGUGAGGAUGGCGAGGAAGAAGACGAUAUCACAAGCGCAGAGUCAGAGAGCAGUGAGGAUGAAGAGGCUGGAGAGCCAGAAGACCAGCAGGGCACCAGCCGACAGCAGCAGCUGGAGUGGGAUGACUCCACACUUACUUACUAACAGACACUCACACAAACACAUGCACUUACACAUGCACAUACGUAUGCACUUACACACUCACUCAUUAAUGUACACACGUACCCACAAAUACACACUUCUAACAUUCACUUGCACACACAGGCAUACACACACUUCUCAGACAAUUGUAUAUGUACACAUGCAAAUACAAACAACUCACCCACAAAAGUCAUUCUCACUACCCCUCCUGACCAGUGGGGGCACACCCAUACACAUUUCUUACCAAGGAGCCAUGAUGUAAACAUAAAACUUCCUUAAAAGCUAUUCGUAUUUGGUCAAGGUUUCCUUGUCAUCAUGUUAGUGGUGGUAGUAUAGUCAUCACUGGAUCUUUGAGUUCUUACUUUUUUUAAUUUAUUAUGUUUUAAUAACUUGGCCUACCUUUGCAUUUUGGUUUGAGCUACCGUGAGGAAACAACCUUGCACUUUAGAUUUGAUUUUUUUAGACUUUCAACAUUGGUGAAAGGGUUUUUUAUGUAUAUUCCUUGCACAUCUGUUUUAGAUCUGUUUGCCACUAAACGAGAGUAGCUUUGACUUUCUGUUAUUUUUUUUGUGUGCUUGAGUUGUAGUUUUGGGGAGUGAAACAAUAUGAUGCUUCAGAGGUAGUACAUUUUCAUUUUGAUCCUUUUAGUGCAUGAGAAUAUUUGAAGAAGUCAUAUGUGUAGAUUAAUAAACUGCUUUUUAAUAUUUUGUAAAUAUCAAGAAACAAUGUAAUUAGUCAAUGUGUUAGUGAAGGCCUAAACAAACGGGUCCAGUAUCUAUAAAGGCGCAGUACGUCGUGUAGAAUAUUUGUGUCACAAAGGCUAUAAUAGCAUGUUGCAAUUUUUUUGGGGCAAAGCUCUUCUGUCAUACUUGUAUAAAAACUCCAUUUCAAGAAGAGACACCCAGAACUGUACACAAGAUGUUUCUAUGCUUAAGUGUUGCUCAUUUUGUCUAUUCUUUUGCAAAAGGGUUCUUAUUUCUUUGCUUAGUGGGAGCAUGACUGUUUCUUUUUUAUUGCUUUCUGCUCCUCACAUGAUAGACUUUGCUUGACUUGCACUGGUGGCAAUGCUAUAAUCAAGGCAACAAUGUAUUUCAUUCUGGUCUGUUAUUGUACAGAGCAUUCAAUAAACCAUAGGCCGAUGCAAUUGACAGUACUAAGAGAAAAGCCAGCUUCUGCAUUGAGUGAUGGUACUAAUAUUUUGCUGCCAUAUUUGGCCCACAGUGAACUACGUCUUAUAUUCAGUGUGAAAAAUCCCUGUCAUAUUUCAGUCCUGCUGUGACAAAAAAUCCUCAAACAGAAAAACUACAAGGUACAGACAGAGCUGAUGCGUCUCCUCUGUUGUGAAUAAUAACUAAAUAAUAAUUGCAAUUGAAUAUGUGAAUAACUGAAUAACUAAACUUGUUCUUGUUUUAAUCUUUAACAUUUUUUAAUCUCAUACUUUUUUUUUCAGCGAUAGACUGCAACAUUUUAUUGUACAUGGAACUGUACUGUAGAGUUGUUCAAGCAUAUUUGUUUACAUUUGGUAAACUUGUUUUCCCGCUGGUAUUAGUAACAAAUCUAUACAAUAAAUUGGAAAAGAAUGUGUCAGAUGUUAACCUGUGUAUCUCAUUUUAGAAACGUGAAAAGUCAAGAAAAAAUUCAAGUUGAGGCAUUACAAAGCUGGAAAACUGUUGAAAAGGUUUAUUAAGGCGGUAUUACAAUUUGCAUGUUAAAUCUGUAUUUAGAGCCCAAAUCCAAAUAGCUUAAGUUACACUGGUACAAUGUUAUGGUUUGCGAAUUUCAUUAUUAUUUUCAGGUAACUUUUGAGGGUUUGAGCAAAACCAUAUAUCUGGGGUUGCUCAAUGGCAUUUCUCUUUAGUACAAUGUAUUUAUUAUUUUUGGUCCAACAGUCAAAAUGUGGUGAACGGUUUCCCCUUCAAAAUGAUUAGGGCCCAAUAAGGAGGCCAGUGUCAAACUGGCCUAUGUUGGGAGUGCCUUUUGCAGAUCACAGCACACUAACACAACUAACAAAACACUCAUUGAUGCUCUUUUAGUUGUAGCAACUUUAUUACAUUUGAACUAUUAAUGCUAGAUUGCUUACAGAGCUUGGGAAAGUGAUUUUAUGUCAUUAUGUAUGUCCACUGCUAGAAUUAUUUUAAGUGAAAGUUUUACAUCGGUGUUGUGUCCAUUUCAAUGUGUAGCAAAAGUAGGUCCAUAUUCUAUCUUAAAUAUUGUACUAAAUAAUUUUAAGUGAAUCCACUUAAAGGUGUACAUUUAAAACGCUUUAGGCAGCAUAUGUGGGUAAUAAGUCACCUGUUUGUGUAUAGUGAACAAAACUUUUCAACAGCAACAGGCAGCAUGAAAUUCACCAGAAACAGAGUAUAAUAUUUUCCCC